AUGCUGCAGCCGGGGCUGCUGCUGCUGCUGCUGCUGCUGCUACUGAGAGUGCCAUGGGGCUGCACUGAGGGCGCGACGGAGACGGGGUUCUCCCGUGAGCAAAUCCUCCAGUGGCUGGAGAAAGGAAUAUUCAUUAUCCAGAGUGAAAGCCAUAAGACAUGCAUCCAAGCAGACCACUCUAUCCUGACCUUGAAGAACUGCGAACGACCCAACAAGAACAUGCUAUGGAAAUGGGUUUCAAAUGAGCAGCUCUUCAACAUAGGAGGCAGUGGUUGUGUAGGCUUCAAUUUACUCAACCCAGGGCAGCAACUGCGCCUUUAUGAAUGUGAUUCUGAGCACAUUUUCUUCAGGUGGCACUGUAUCAAGAAGAUGAUUAUGGGUCCCGGGGAUUCUAUGAUCCAGGCAAGGCAGGACAACAUUGUGGUGGUCACGUGGAAGCAACUUCAUAAUUGGAAUGCCUACAUGUCAGAUGGUGGAGAUAUCUGUCAACAUCUGCACAAAGAUGUGUAUACACACAAAGGGAAUGCCCGCGGAAUGCCAUGUGUGUUUCCCUUCCAGUACAACCAGCAGUGGCAUCACGAAUGCAUCCGAGAAGGCCGGCAAGAUGACUUACCGUGGUGUGCCACAACCAGUCGAUACGAGAGAGAUAAGAAGUGGGGAUUUUGCCCAGAUUCUACCUCUACAGAGCUAGGCUGUGAUGUUAUCUGGGAGAAAGACGCCAACACACACAUUUGCUACCAACUCAACCUGCUGUCAUCUCUUUCCUGGACUGAGGCACAUUCAUCAUGCCAGAUGCAAGGAGGUGCUCUACUAAGCAUUAUGGAUGAAGCUGAAGAAAAUUUCCUAAGGAAGCAGAUGAGCAGUGAAGCAGUGGAGGUAUGGACUGGUCUGAAUCAGCUGGAUGUGAAUGCUGGCUGGCAGUGGUCUGAUGGGACGCCGCUAAGAUAUCUGAACUGGAGCCCAGAGACACAUUUUGAACCAUUUGUCGAAUAUCACUGUGGAACUUUCAAUUCACUGAUGCCAAGAGCCUGGAGGAGUCGAGACUGUGAGUCCACCUUGCCUUACAUAUGUGAAAAAUACCUCAACCACACGGAUGAUGACACAGUUGAAAAAGAUGCUUGGAAAUAUUAUGCCACCCAUUGUGAGCCUGGCUGGGAACCCUACCAUCGUAAUUGCUACAAACUUCAUAAAGAAGGAAAGACUUGGAAUGAGGCUUUGCAUGCUUGCCUCUCUAGUAACAGCACGUUAGUAGACAUACGCUCAUUAGCAGAGGUGGAGUUUCUUAUCACCUUGCUUGGAAAUGAAAAUGCAUCAAAAACAUGGAUUGGUUUGAGCAGUAAUACAUUUCCCGUUUCCUUUGAAUGGUCUAAUGGCUCCUCAGUCGUCUUCACGAACUGGCACAAACUGGAGCCUCAGAUUUUUCCAAACAGAAGCCAGCUAUGUGUCUCUGCUGAGCAAUCUGAGGGACACUGGAAAGUUACCAAGUGUGAAGAUACACAUUUUUACACUUGCAAAAGGCCGGGCCAUGUCCUUUCUGAUGCUGAAUCAGGAUGUUCAGAGGCGUGGGAGAGACAUGGUGAAUUCUGCUACAAAAUUGACACAGUCCUUCGAAGCUUCAAGGAUGCUUCCAAUGGCUACUACUGCCCUCCUGCACUUGCGACCAUUUCAGACAGGUUUGAACAGGCUUUUAUUACCAGUUUGAUCAGCAAUGUGGCAAACAAGGACAGUUAUUUUUGGAUAGCUCUUCAGGACCAAAAUGACACAGGGGAAUACAGCUGGAAGAGAGCAGGGCAGAAGCCUGAGCCGGUGCAAUACACACACUGGAAUGCGCAUCAGCCCCAAUAUAGUGGUGGUUGUGUGGCCAUUCGAGGAAAGAAUCCAGCUGGACACUGGGAAGUAAAGGACUGUAGACACUUUAAGGCCAUGUCUCUGUGCAAGCAGCCAGUGAAAACUUGGAAGAAAAACAAACAUGAAGAAAGAUGGCCCUUUCACCCCUGCUUUAUGGAUUGGGAGUCACGGCCUGGUCUGGCCAGUUGCUUCAAGGUAUUUCAUAGUGAAAAGGUCCUGAUGAAAAGAUCAUGGAGAGAAGCUGAAGCAUUUUGUGAAGAAUUUGGAGCUCAUCUUGCAAGCUUUGCCCAUGUUGAGGAAGAGAAUUUUGUGAAUGAGCUUUUACAUUCAAAAUUUAAUCGGACAGAAGAAAGGCAGUUCUGGAUUGGAUUUAAUAAAAGAAACCCACUGAAUUCUGGCUCUUGGGAAUGGUCUGACAGAACUCCUGUUGUCUCUUCAUUUUUAGACAAUACUUACUUUGAAGAAGAUAUAAGAAACUGUGCCGUGUAUAAGGCAAACAAAACAUUGCUGCCCAUGCACUGUGGUUCCAAACGUGAAUGGAUAUGCAAAAUUCCAAGAGAUGUGAAACCCACGAUUCCAUCCUGGUACCAAUUUGAUGCACCUUGGCUCUUCUAUCAUGAUGCAGAGUACCUUUUCCAAACCUAUCCCUCGGAGUGGUCCUCCUUUGAGUUUGCCUGUGGCUGGCUGCGCAGUGAUAUUCUCACAAUUCAUUCUGCACAUGAGCAAGAAUUCAUCCUCAGGAAAAUAAGAGCGCUCUCCAAGUUCGGUUCAAAUUGGUGGAUAGGAAUUCAGGAAGAAGAAGCCAAGGAUGAAUUGCGGUGGAGAGAUGGGACACCAGUCAUAUACCAGAACUGGGACAAAGAAAGAGAAAGAUCCAUGAAUAAUCAGAGUCAGAGAUGCGCCUUCAUUUCUUCCAUAACAGGACUCUGGGACAUUCAAGACUGUGCAGUUUCUAUGCCUGGCAUUUGUAAGAGAAAAGAGUUUUGGGUCAUAGAAAAAGAGAAGAAUACACCGAAACAACAUGGAACAUGCCCCAAAGGAUGGCUGUAUUUUGACUAUAAGUGUCUUUUAGUGAAUAUCCCCAAAGACCCAAGCAGCAGGAAGAACUGGACAUAUGCUCGGGAUUCCUGCGUUGCCAAAGGCGGGACGCUGGUGGCCAUUGAGAGUGAAGUGGAGCAAGCUUUCAUUACCAUGAAUCUUUUUGGCCAGACUGCUAACGUGUGGAUAGGAUUGCAAAAUGAUGAUUAUGAAAAAUGGCUAAAUGGAAAUCCUGUGAUAUAUUCUAACUGGUCUCCAUCUGACAUACUAAAUAUUCCCAAUUACAAUACCACUGCAGAUCAAAAUCACACCCCUCUUUGUGCUCUGCUGUCUAGUAAUCCUAAUUUUCAUUUCACUGGAAAAUGGUAUUUUGAAGAUUGUGGAAAAGAAGGCUAUGGGUUUGUCUGUGAAAAAAUGCAGGAUUCUUCUGGACACCAUGUAAAUACAUCUGACAUGUAUCCAAUCCCCAAUACCUUAGAAUAUGGAAACAGAACUUACAAAAUAAUUCAUGCAAAUAUGACUUGGUAUGCAGCAAUAAAAUCCUGCCUGAUGCAUGGAGCAGAACUGGUCAGCAUCACAGACCAGUAUCAGCAGUCCUUCCUCACGGUCAUCCUCAGCCGGCUCAGACACGCCCACUGGAUUGGAUUGUUCACUGCCAAUAAUGGUCUUCGUUUUGACUGGUCAGAUGGCACCAAGUCCAAUUUCACCUUUUGGGAAGAUGAAGAGUCUCCCUUCCUCGGUGACUGUGUUUUUGCUGACACCAAUGGACGCUGGCAUAGUGCGGCCUGUGAGUCAUUUCUGCAAGGUGCCAUCUGCCAUGUGCCCACUGAAACAAGACCACUUAAAUAUCCAGAGCUGUGCUCAGAAACAUCUAUUCCCUGGAUAAAAUUUAAAAAUAAUUGCUACAGUUUUUCUACAGUCUUAGAUGGUGUGAGUUUUGAAGCUGCUCAUGAAUUUUGCAAAAAGGAAGGAGCAAAUCUUCUAACAAUCAAGGAUGAGGCAGAAAAUUCAUUUCUCCUAGAAGAGCUUUUUGAUUUUGGUGCUUCUGUGCAGAUGGUCUGGCUGAAUGCUCAGUUUGACAAUGAAACAGUCAAAUGGUUUGAUGGGACUCCAACAGACAAGUCAAACUGGGGCACUCGGAAACCAGACACGGAGCACAUCAAGGCACAUCGGUGCCUUGCCCUGAAGAUCCCUGAAGGAAUAUGGCAGUUCUCCCCAUGUCAAGAAAAAAUGGGCUUCAUUUGCAAAAUGACGGCAGAUAUUCACACUGAAACAGAACAUCCAGAAAAAAGACCUAGUCACAGCAUCGUGCCGCUCGCCGUAGCUCUGACACUCGUGAUUCUGGCCAUUUGCGCACUGUCCUUCUAUAUGUACAAGCAGAACAGGGGCUUUUUGAGGAGACUUGCUGGGGUUCGAGGUUCUUACUAUCACACCAGCUUCAGAAGCACACAUUUGGAAGAAAAUAUUCUCAUUUCUGAUCUGGAGAAUGACCAAUGAAUAAUGGAACCAGAGAAGGCCAAACCGUGAGCAUGGGUGAAGACCACAAGGAGUCACCUCUGAUCUUGCACCGGUACCCCCUGCACAUCCUAAAGUGAACUGGGUUGUUAUUAUAACAACUAUUUUUACAAUGAUUACUGAUUUCCAAUUGUAACCAAAUCAGAUGAGUCUUGAUAUAUUUAUUUCCCUAAACUUCAAUCUAUCCCUUAGAAAGAAAAACUAUGCAGUGGUUAUUAUUCAAAGGGAUAAAAGAAAAUCCCUAUGGAAAGCUUUCAAAGCAAUAUAAAUAAUAGUUUUGCAUUCAUAUUUUUCUACUAAGAUUUUUAUUGGGAAUAACCUAUUCAGACAUUUACUCUCACUGAUUUCAUGUUUUCCUGUUCUAUUUUGAGAAUGAGGAUGAGCAAAAAUGUAAUCAUGUCUAUGAGGAAACAAAAAUAAAGGCUUCUGAGAGAG
Molecule: messenger RNA, 4836 nt
Organism: Ochotona curzoniae (black-lipped pika)
Lineage: Eukaryota; Metazoa; Chordata; Mammalia; Lagomorpha; Ochotonidae
Gene: PLA2R1
Product: phospholipase A2 receptor 1
Exons: 30
Coding region: 1-4383 (1460 amino acids)
Molecular function (GO): signaling receptor activity
Source: RefSeq, a predicted model, not a curated record